CUGCUCACCCAGGGCGGGGCAGGAGUCUCUGCUGUGGAGGGGGGGUCCAGGCUCAUCCAUCACACGGCUGGAUCCAAACUGGGGGGUUCCGAGGGCUCCCCAAAGCGGGGAGGGGGGGGUCACCGCGUGCCUUUGGAGGGGACAUGGGGCCAUUCCAUCUGCCCUGCACCCAGCCCGGGUGCGCAGCUCCUGGGGGCGCUCGGGGAGGGGGUCGCAGAGCAAUCCCCUCCCCACAGCAGCCCCCCGGCUGCCGGGCGAGGGGGCCCAGCCCGGGGCAGGCUCCGCGGGCGCUUUGCAGCCGGCUUGGCCGUCCCUCCUCCAGCCGGGAUUUGCACACGAAUCCCGGCUCUUCACACGAGCCAAGGCCACCGGCUGCCACCAGCGCCGGCCACACGCCGGGGUCACCCGCGCCGACCCCCCCGGCCCCGGAGGAGGAUGGCAGCCGGCGACGAGAAGCGGCACCUCCUGAGCGAGGGCACAGGCGGGUACGGGGGUGCCAGGGGGGGCCGGGGGUGUCGUGCCCCCUCUCCUGUGCGGCUCCCCAGUGGGGUCUGGCCGGGGGAAGGGGCUGGGGGGGGAGCACUCAGGGUCCGGCCGAAGCCCCCCAGCCCCAAGCCGCGCUUUGGCCGGCAGGGGCUACGCGGGGGCUGCGCGGAGGGACGGGCAGAGCGCGGAGCGGGGACAGGAGCCCGCCCUGGAGCUGGGGACACGGCGUGGCCAGCACUGCCACACGCGGGGGGCUGGCGGCCACCCCGGCCAGCAGCAGCGGGCGCGGAGGAAGCUCUACCUGGCCGCUGGCAUCUGCCUCUUCUUCAUGGUGGGGGAAGCCGUGGGUGAGUGCUGGGUGCCGGCUGCCUUGGGGUCCCCGUGGGGUCACCCCGAGAGGCCACCCAGAGCCCCUCGUGUCCUGGUUCCCUGCUGAGGGUGCUGCCAGAGCUCCCGUUGGCUUUCUGUGGGUCAGAACACCCAGCGGGACCCCCCCUGUGGCACGGGGUGAGCUGAUCUGUGCCAGCUCCCUGCCGUGUCCCCCCGAUGUCCCCCGAUGUCCCGUGUCCACAGGUGGGUACCUGGCACACAGCCUGGCCAUCCUGACGGACGCUGCCCACCUGCUGACGGACUUUGCCAGCAUCAUGAUCAGCCUCUUUGCACUCUGGGUGUCCUCACGGCCCCCCACCAAAACCAUGAACUUCGGAUGGCACCGGGCAGAGAUCCUGGGGGCCCUGCUCUCCGUGCUCUCCAUCUGGGUGGUGACGGGGGUCCUGGUCUACCUGGGGGCCCAGCGCCUGCUCUCGGGUGACUACGACAUCGAGGGCGGGGUCAUGCUCAUCACCUCGGCCUGCGCCGUGGCCGUCAACAUCGUGAUGGGGCUGGCUCUGCACCAGACCGGGCACGGGCACAGCCACGGGGCAGCGGGCGAGCCGCCCAGUGCCAGCGUCCGCGCCGCCUUCGUGCACGUGCUGGGCGACCUGCUGCAGAGCGUCGGCGUCCUCGUCGCCUCCUACAUCAUCUUCUUCAAGCCCCAGUACAAGUUCGUGGAUCCCAUCUGCACCUUCCUCUUCUCCGCGCUGGUGCUGGGGACAACGCUGACCAUCCUCCGCGAUGUCCUCCUCGUCCUCAUGGAGGGGACCCCCAAAGGGAUGGAUUUCAACGCCGUGCGGGAGACGCUGCUGGCGGUGCGGGGCGUGGAGGCCGUGCACAGCCUGCACAUCUGGGCACUGACCGCGGCACAGCCGCUGCUCUCCGUGCACAUCGCCAUCAACGCGGCUGCCAGCGCGCAGGAGGUGCUGGAGGAGGCGAGCUCCCGGCUGCAGGGCGCCUUCCGCUUCCACAGCACCACCAUCCAGGUGGAGAGCUACUCCGAGGAGAUGCGGGACUGCCGGGAAUGCCAGCCCCCCCGCGACUGACCCCCGCCCCCGCGGCGCGGGGCGCUUUUCAUGUGCGGCAAAUAAAGCAGAGCACACGGG
Pyrgilauda ruficollis (rufous-necked snowfinch) is the source of this 1964-nucleotide messenger RNA. It is a transcript of the gene SLC30A2, whose product is annotated as solute carrier family 30 member 2. Gene Ontology annotation, molecular function: zinc ion transmembrane transporter activity. Bases 144 to 1904 code for a protein of 586 amino acids. Gene Ontology annotation, cellular component: plasma membrane. The record is from RefSeq and is a predicted model, not a curated record. Lineage: Eukaryota; Metazoa; Chordata; Aves; Passeriformes; Passeridae. The transcript is spliced from 6 exons. Gene Ontology annotation, biological process: zinc ion transmembrane transport; response to zinc ion.